This is a messenger RNA of Elgaria multicarinata webbii, 1755 nucleotides long. RefSeq lists its product as uncharacterized. NCBI's taxonomy places the organism in Eukaryota, Metazoa, Chordata, Lepidosauria, Squamata, Anguidae. The coding region runs from base 636 to 1613 and encodes 325 amino acids. The transcript has 2 exons. The record is from RefSeq and is a predicted model, not a curated record.
CUUUCUGCAGGACUCAGAAAGCUGCUUCCCCACACACACACUAGGUGUCCUCUUUUUUGGUUUCCCAAAUAUGGUCACCCUACUCAAAUGCUUCCCAUCAUAACUACUGUUGAAGUAAAAUUCUGGCUGGUCUGGGAACUGAAGCUAGUGUGGAAUGAAGCAGCUCCUCUGUGUAUCCCAAAAUGAAGUUUGGGGUUCAAAUGGGAAUUGGAAGAUUUGAGAGCCAGGUUGCCUUGUCAGCCACAGACAAGCAGGUGCCCAACAGAAACCCAAACUCUGUACAAAAAACAACAACUAAACCAUGUGUGUUCCUCACAGUCUUCAGAGGUCUGGGAAAACGGGUUAAAGGAAAGUUCCACUGAGUCAUACCAGCUCUAUGCUGAUAGCUACUCUCUACCAUAUGGACUGAGGAGAUAAGAUGUUCUACCUUAUUCUCAAGAGAAUUCAAGAGAGUAGUAGUAUGUGGGAGAGAAGGGCCCAUAUAUAGGAAUUUAUUCUUUGGAAGGCCUAGGGCGAAGCAGACCUGGUUAGAAGGGGAGGAGCCAAACCCAGGAGGAAUAAACAGACUGUUUUGAUCUAAAAUCCAGAAUUUCUACAAUGUGCAACUACCUGGUGUAAAAGUGGCCUUCGUUGUGAUGGUUCUGCAGAAGGAAGUCCCCAAUGUCCACAUUUUCAGCACCAGGGCCGGAGAUGUGAUCGUUCGCCCUGACCUGAACUGCUACCUACUCCUCCCCAGUUUACCAACCUCACCCUGUGCUGACCUGUGCCCCCUGCACCCUUCCCUCCGUGAUGGCGAACACUAUUUCGGCUCCCAUUGGCACGACUCCAUUUAUGUCAUAAGAGGAAACAAGCUCCUGGAAGCUCAAGACCUGAAUUCAGAGCCCAGUGGACAACCACAUCUUCUACACCCUAGCUGCUGCGGUGGGCAACAUUAUUUUGCUGUUGCCGGUGGCUCCUUUGGCAUAAUCCUGAGUCCAGGCACUGUGACGGCCGUGAAAGACUUGACCACAGGGGAACCAGAUCCAGUCGUGGAUCCAGGACAACAUUCGUGGUCCAAAGAGAAAAUGGGAAGCAGCCGUAGUUAUCUCUAUUGGCAGCUAUGGGAUAACUUCAGCGGAGAAUUCUUCUCUUUUCACCCCAACAUCCUCAACUUUUUGCCCGGGGGUCUGGGCCUCAUCCGAGGACCUGCAUUUGGGGCUUGGGAGUUGCUGAUCAUCUUCCACAACUACUCCGACAGUCCUGCCACCAAGAUACAGAGAGUAUUCCGGAAGGUGGGCUGUGCCAAGGACAAGCUGGCUGAUGUUGGGAACAGCUGGACGGUGUCUCUGUCAGAUACUCCCGCGCCAGGCUCCAUCGCCGUGGCAAUAGCCAAGGCCCAAUUUGCAUUACCGACCCAAUAUGGGGGCAUGGGUCGAAACACAGAGCAGGAAGAAUGGGAAGAUGCCCGUGAGGAAGAGAAGACCCUGCAAUUCACGCUGCAGCCUGAAGAAGCAGCUUAUGUGUGGCAGUACCAUCUAGGCCUGGGGAAAGAAGCCAUCUUGUUUUGCAGGGGAAUUAAAGUCACUCACAGCAGCGACCCGCCCUCGGAGAUCCCCCUGCCUUCUUCAUCCUAAAUUUUAAUCCACUCCAUCAUUUGCUUCCCUUUCCCUCAGUGGAACAUCAGUGCUCAAAGAUUUCUUGGGGAAGCUGUGUGCAUGUUUGUGUGUGUGGCUGUGUAAACGGGAGCUUAAUAAAACACUAAAAAUGCUUUAAAAA